AUGAAAAGCAGACUCACGUCGACGCUGGGCGGCAGCUCGAUUGUCUAUGAGCGAAGAGCCGUGAGCCAGAUCCGCACGUAUAACUGGCCGCCGCUGCAGCUCAAUUUCUGGAUCUUCGUCAUGCUGCUGUCGGCAUCCAGCAUCGUCGGCGUGUUUUCGUCCUUUAUCCAGAUCCAGACGCAGUUGGAUCUGCCCAUACCUUGGUACUUUCCCUACUUUAUAACCGUUGGAUCCGUGGCCAUCCUUUUCAUGGGCUUCAUCUUCUGGCUCAUUGCGACCCGCCGGCUGUUGCCGGCCAUUGUUAUGAUCGGCGCCUUUAUGCUCUUCGUCUUGUGGCUUGUCGGCUUGGUUAUCGUGUCGGUUCAGCUUUGGGGGCCGAGCGGCUCGAUCCAGAGCACCUGCAACCUGCAGGUGUUUAAUAGGAGUCCCCAUGGGCUGAACCAGGAGACGCUGGCGUGGAUGCAGCAGAAGAAUAUAUGUCAAUGCUGGCACUUGGUGUUUGCCAUGUCGCUGACGGGAAUUGUUUUCUUGGUUUGGGUCAUGAUUAUGGCCUACCAGGUGUUUGUCAAUUCAUGA
This is a messenger RNA of Metarhizium brunneum ARSEF 3297, 576 nucleotides long. RefSeq lists its product as uncharacterized. The record is from RefSeq and is a predicted model, not a curated record. NCBI's taxonomy places the organism in Eukaryota, Fungi, Ascomycota, Sordariomycetes, Hypocreales, Clavicipitaceae.